AUGGGUGGUAUCCUUUAUGAGUUUCCGGGUGACAAUUUGUUGCAGGAAAGAUUCUCUCCAGAAACCCUUCUUAAGAUUAUCAUCAAAUUCCUUAAUCAAGAAGGAGAAGUCAAACCGGUUAGGCUAGAUGCACAGACAACCAGUUGGCAACAAACUGAGCUCAUCAGUCCUGGAUUCUUAACUGUCAGAGAGGAUGGGUGGAUAAAGCUACAGCGGGCUUGUUGUCCAUUACAAGUCUCCCAAAGGGAGGGGAGCAGCCACGCCACAGUUUCUUCUAUCCUGAGCCUGUCUUGUGUUGUUCUAAGUGUGUGA
Messenger RNA from Rangifer tarandus platyrhynchus (Svalbard reindeer), 312 nucleotides. NCBI's taxonomy places the organism in Eukaryota, Metazoa, Chordata, Mammalia, Artiodactyla, Cervidae. The record is from the annotation of a GenBank genome assembly.